Messenger RNA from Arabidopsis thaliana (thale cress), 1009 nucleotides. RefSeq names its product golgin family A protein. Bases 13 to 870 code for a protein of 285 amino acids. The transcript has a single exon. The record is from RefSeq and is marked reviewed. Lineage: Eukaryota; Viridiplantae; Streptophyta; Magnoliopsida; Brassicales; Brassicaceae.
GGGGACACAACAAUGAGUUUCUCGGUGGUCUUGUUCCACAGUCCUCACUCUGCUGCAGUAACAACAAAAACCAUCUUCAGAAUCUCAUCAUCAUCAUCUUUCAGACCAAGAAGAAAUCUUUCUUCAUCUAAUGGUAUCUUCUCCACCAAUCAGUCUAAACCCUUAAUCAAAAAACUUCAAAUCAUCGAAACCCUAGCCGCCAGAGACACAAUCAUAGACUUCGGCAAACACAAGGGCAAAAUGCUUGGUACUUUGCCUUCUUCUUAUCUUAAAUGGGUCUCAAAGAAUCUUCGUGCAGGAGUUUUUGAGUAUUGGGCAAAGCUUGCUGAUGAAGUGCUCGAAGACGAUGUUUAUAAAGAUAGAACUGAGUGGGAAUUUGCAGAGAAAAUCCUCCAUGGAAGUGAUGAGAGCAUGAGAGCUUUAACUUCUGUAAGGAAGAGUAGAGAAGAGGUAAACUCUGUUUCGAUGUUGUUGGAGAUUAGUGAGAGAUUUGGUUGGGAUAAUGAAGAUAAGAUUGGUUGGAGCAAAAUCAAUUUUGAGCUUUUAGGGACAAGCAAAGGUGGUCGGAUUCCUAGGUUAAGGAAGGCGAACGAAGAAGAAGAAGAGAGAGGAGAAAUGGUAAGAAGAAGAGAGAUUAAGAAGAAGGAAGAAGAGGAAGAUGAGAAUGGAUGGAGGAGAAAACAGAGGAGAGAAAGGAUGAGACAGAGUCUUGGGAGAGAUGAUGGCAAGACAGUGAAUAGAAGUGAGCAGAAGGGUGUUUUGGGAAAGCUAGAAGAUGUAGAGAAGCAACUUGAGCCAAAGAUUCAAAGUCCUUUUCCUGGUCGUGAGAGUCUGUUGAAGAAAGUCAUGAACAAGAGAAGGUCUCAAUGAAAAGUUUCUUUGGGUUAAGAACAUUUCACAAAAGGAAGCAAAAAGCAAAUCCUUUUUGAGUUUGUGUAAUUGAAAAAUACAAACUUUGCUUUUAUAUGCUAAACUUGAAUCAAUCAAUCAAUUCAAAGAAACUUCCUAC